Molecule: messenger RNA, 3809 nt
Organism: Megalobrama amblycephala (Wuchang bream)
Lineage: Eukaryota; Metazoa; Chordata; Actinopteri; Cypriniformes; Xenocyprididae
Gene: relb
Product: v-rel avian reticuloendotheliosis viral oncogene homolog B
Exons: 11
Coding region: 283-2097 (604 amino acids)
Biological process (GO): non-canonical NF-kappaB signal transduction; canonical NF-kappaB signal transduction; inflammatory response
Cellular component (GO): cytoplasm
Molecular function (GO): RNA polymerase II cis-regulatory region sequence-specific DNA binding; DNA-binding transcription factor activity, RNA polymerase II-specific
Source: RefSeq, a predicted model, not a curated record
ACAGCGAGUUGUUUGUCAUGUCACAAUCGUUAGCGAACGAGCCAGAGAUAAAGCGGUCUCCAUCUUUCUCUCGAGAUUUCUUUCCCAAAGGCUUCCGUUAACUUCAGAGCUUCCAAAAAAAAAAAAAAAACAGGCGAAGCACCCGGAAAUGAGUCCAUAACGCGAGUUUGAUGAUCUGGACGCAGUUUCGGUGGAUUUUCACGCGCUGAGAUUCAACACAAUAACGACGUACGAGUGCGUGUAGAAACCAAAGAGACUCUUUUAUUCUUUACUGGGCUUGCGAUGAGAGACAUGAGCAUUCAAAACGGCACAGCGGAAAAUGGAGCUUUGGAUCUAGACCUUAUAAAUGAGUAUCUUUUGGAGAAAACAACCAAAGCGCCAAGUCAGCCGACGCUCCCUGGUCCUCCUCCUCCUCCACCUGAGGACCAAGACAUCCAGCCAGCUGAUCCUCCACCUAGAAGCAGGAGAAGCGCUCCAGUGUUGGUCUCCAGAGGAGCAGCGCCACACACGAGUCUUUCUGCUGUAAAAGUGAAACCAACAAAUCCAUACAGCUUUGACCAGACACCAACCACGCAGACUGAUGGUAUGGCAUCAAUGCAUCCCAUACGAGGCCACAAAGGGCCAUCUCAGCGACGUGGACAGGCGUUACCGCCCCAGUGUCUUCAUCCUCAACAGUCGGGAACAGAACUCCUGGAGCGCUUCCUGGAAAAGCCAGAGCUGGUGGUGGUGGAGCAGCCAAAGGAGCGUGGCAUGCGAUUUCGUUAUGAGUGCGAAGGACGAUCAGCGGGCAGCAUCCUUGGAGCCUCCAGCACUGACUCCAGCAAAACCUUACCUGCUAUUGAAAUUCAAGGCCCAAUUGAUAAUAUCAAGAAAGUGAUGGUCACAGUGUCUCUUGUGACAAAGGAUAUCCCAUACCGCCCACACCCACACUGCUUGGUUGGCAAAGACUGUUCAGAUGGCAUCUGUGUCAUCCACAUCAAUCCCCACAAUGCUCGUCGACACAGCUUUGCCAAUCUGGGCAUCCAGUGCGUGCGGAGGAAGGAACUUGAUGCCUCACUGAAGAGGAGGAGGGAAAAGAAAAUCGAUCCUUUUAACACGGGCCACUCUAAGAGCAUUGAGGACAUGGACAUGAACGUGGUGAGAUUGUGUUUCCAAUGUGAGCUGGAACGAAAGGACGGAGACAGGAUGCCCCUUGCCCCUGUGGUUUCCAACCCCAUCUACGACAAGAAGGCGACCACAACAGCAGAGCUGAAAAUCAAUCGGCUUAAUGUGGUCAGAGGCCCCUGCACAGGAAAAACUGAAAUUUACAUGCUCUGUGACAAAGUGCAGAAAGAUGACAUUGAGAUAAUCUUCAGCACGGAGGACUGGGAGGGCAAGGCUGAGUUUGCUCAGACAGAUGUCCACAGACAAAUCGCCAUUGUCUUCAAGUCUCCACCAUUCAGGGAGCAGAAUAUAUCCGAAGAGGUGGAGGUCAACGUGUGUCUACGCCGCAUGUCUGACCGGAUGGACAGCGAGCCUGUCAAGUUUACCUAUGUUCCAGACAACGCAGAUCCCUACGGAGUGAACCGCAAGAGGAAAAUAAAAUCUGACACAGCGUUCAGCGAGCCGUGCAGCGUUCCUCAAAGUCAAGACAUCAUCGUGAACGAACCCAGCAUGCCACAGCAUUUUGACCCGUUCUACGCUCUUCCCGAUUGUAACAUUCCCAAUGCUUCCAUGCCAAUCGCCGUUCCAGAUGGAGGCAUCCACAUGCAAUCCCAGGGCAUGGAGGAAAUUCACUAUAAUGAAGACUUUAAACAAGAGGACAGUUGUAUUAGCAUGGACCCAGAGGCUUUGGAAACCUUCUUCCAAGGCAUUUCCCAGUGCUUGAUUCAGCCAGGUUCAGAGCAGCUUCUAAGUCAGAUCCUUGAUUUCAACUUAAGUUUUGAUGGCACAGAUACAAACUCAAACGUCAACCAAACUAUGAUAAACAUGGCGUCUAUAAAUGACGCACACUUCAGUCAGAUGGUGAAUGAGAAUCAGGCCUAUCCAGCAGAUCUGGAGAACAUCGAAGGCCUCAUUUUCUCCCCUGUGAAGAGCGAGAAUGACCUAGAUCAUUGAAAACCACUGUGGACUGACUAUUGAGACUUUGGACAUACAGUCACUGCUGACUAUAAAAUCAUUUCGGACCAGGAAAAGACUAAGUCAAACUUGUUACUGACUGCCAAACCUGUUCAGCUGGUACUAUGACUUCCAGUUUUGGUAAUCUGUGCAUACUAAUGAAGUAAAUCACCUGCUCAGCAGCUGGUCUUGAGAAUGGACAGUAAACCGAGGCUGAUGAAAGGCAGGAGAAGCAUGUAGCCAUCGCAUUUCUAGUAAAAAGGGAGCAACUAAUGCUGCUCAAACUGCUUGUAAUGUGCCAGUUAUGAAAUGUGUCUGUCAUUUGCUAAUUUAUUGCUUGGGUUUCAGAGCAGAAGCCAUUAGUAUCGAGUAGAUGGUCCCAGACCCUAAAUUCACUAAAAUAUUUAAGUGUUAUAUAUGUAACAAGAUAUUUGUUUUGAACAUUUCUGAGCAGUUCAACCAUAGAGGAAUUUCAUUGAACAGCAUUAAGGGGACAAAAUUAGACAUUAUUCUGAAGUAGCAGUCGGAUUCAUUCAUGUAGGUCAUACCAAUCUGGCACCAUGUUCAAGCUAGAUGUGAUGCGGCAAAGUGAUUAAAAGCCUUUUUUUUCAUCUAAUCAUCCACAAUUAAAAUCCCCCACCAAAUCCUCUGCCCAUUGCUGGCCAUUUGUAGUUCCUAAUCAAAAGCAUAGUGUGUUACCGUGAUAUCUGGUUGACCAGUCAGCACUAUGCUAAGCUGUAAGUAAGUGUCCAUUCACACAAAAUGUGUUUUUGCAUUCUUAUGAGUUGCUUUUCCAUUGUUGUUCUCUGUAAACAUGCGAUAGAUUGACGUUUGAUUGUUGCGUUCGCAGCUUGCUUCUUUUGGAGCAUCUUGUGCAUGGCAAAAAUGCAUUCUGUGUGAAAGUCUCCUUGACUUGCUAACUGAAAUUUUACUUUUCUUACUGAAACCGCAAAGAAAGGGAAAUGUUUCAUUUGAAUUUGUUUGGCUUUGGUUGUAUAGUGUCAUAUGUAAUGUGAAAUACAUUAUGUUCAUGACAUCUCUAAUCAGGCACCAAAUAGAGUAACCAUUAAAAAUGGUUUCAGCCAAUGGAAUUACUUUGGUGUAUAAGGGGAUUGGAUUCUGUUGGGGACUAGUAUUUUGCACGACUACAAUGUUCCUAACACAAUUAGGUACUUUAAUCAAACAGUCAGCUGCUAUCAUGCAAACAGUUUAAACAAGAUUCAUUCAAUCGAUGUCAAUGUGAACACACCUUAAGAUUUGUGAACAGCAAUUUUGAGUGUUAUUGCGAUUUUUGGUUAGCCCCGCCCACUGAGAAAAUGUAAUUGGUCUACAAUUCCAAAUUAGUUGUAUAUUAAACAUCAAAUAUGUUCUUAUUGGCUGCAUUUUAGCUUUCACUGGAAACUUGUCUGGUUACGUCAUGCUGUGAAGUUAUACAGGAAACUGAAAUGAAUGUUGUCAAAACGAGUCAGUGGCAAAAAGAUUUUAGCGCUUUUAUCUGUGAUGUAACUACAACUUUAAGUGCACAUCAACAUUGAAGGAAGCUGGAUUCACAAUCUUAAUCAUUUCGUUCAUUUAUACACACAUAUAUAUAUAAUGUCUGUAAUACUGCUGUGGUUCUAAUUGUGCUGUGUAAAAAUCCUCCAAAUAUUGUCGCUUUAUGCUUCUUAUAGUGUUGUUGCUGUUAUUAAAAUGAUGUGUUUUGAAAAUAUGAA